AUGGCGUAUCCAGCAUUGUACGAGGAAACGGACCCGAAGCUCAGUGAUGAGCUGAAGGCCGAGUCUCAGGAUGGCAAUCCCGAGUUCAAUCUGGCUACGGGCCAUAAUCAACUGGAACGUGGACUCAAGAGUCGGCAUAUCCAGUUCCUGGCUCUCGGCGGUGCCAUUGGGACUGGCUUGUUUGUCGGAUCUGGAGGCAUCCUGUCCGAGACAGGUCCAGUUCCGCUGUUCAUGGGAUACGUCUUUAUGAUGUUCGUCGUCUGGUGUGUGAUGAACGACCUUGCAGAGAUGGUGACCUAUCUCCCUAUGAAGGGAAUCUCAAUUCCGUACUUCGUUGAGCGAUUUGUGGACCCCUCGUUGGCCUUCGCCGCAGGGUGGAACUACUGGUAUGCGUAUGCCAUGCUGGUUGCUGCCGAAGCCAGCGCGGCGUCUAUCGUACUGGAUUACUGGAAUGCUCCAGUAAACGUCGCGGUCUGGAUUGGGAUUGUCUUGGCAAUAAUAUUGUUGUUGAACGUCGUUGCCGUAUCCUUCUUCGGCGAGGCAGAAUUCUGGUUCGCCAGCAUCAAGCUCAUCACUAUCAUGGGCCUCAUCAUCCUCGGAGUCGUUCUCUUCUUCGGAGGCGGCCCGAACCGUGAUCGUCUUGGCUUCAGGUACUACAAAGAUCCCGGAGCGUUCAAGUCAUAUAUGGCUCCAGGCAGUACGGGCAAGUUCUUGGCCUUCUGGCACGCGUGUGUGAAGGCUGGCUUCGCUUUCAUUACCUCUCCCGAGCUCAUCGCCAUCGCCGCGGGAGAAACAGUGGAUCCGAGAAGGAACAUCCCCAAAGCUGCGAGACGCUUCAUCUGGCGACUAGCUAUCUUCUACGGCUUCGCGUCUCUGAUUCUCGGUGUCAUCGUACCCUCUGACGACAAGAGGCUGCUCGGAGCUGGCAAUGCGAGCGCGAGUCCGUGGGUGAUUGGAAUCCAGCGAGCUGGAAUCGGUGGCCUGAACCACGCAAUCAACGCUGCAAUCCUGACGUCCGCAUGGUCGGCCGGGAACUCGUUCCUCUACUCCGGAUCACGGGUUCUCUACUCCAUGUCCCUCAACAAGCAAGCGCCAAGAGUCUUCAGCAUCACCAACAAGCGCGGAGUUCCGUACGUCGCUGUCUUAUUUACCUGGUCCUUCGGGCUCCUCGCCUUCCUCAAUGUCUCGAAUACGGGGGCGACGGUGUUUAACUGGUUCGUCAACAUAUCCACCAUCUCAGGCUUCAUCGCCUGGAUCAUCGUCAUGAUAACCUACCUCCGAUUCCGCGCGGCUUUUGUGCACAACAAGCUCCUGCACACACUUCCCUACCGCACGCCGUUCCAGCCCUACUUCACCCACGUCGUCCUCAUCAUCAUCUUCCUCCUCACCCUCACCAACGGCUUCCAGAUCUUCUGGCCGGACAAAUUCAGCGUCGCGGACUUCCUAGCGGCCUACAUCACCCUGCCGAUCUUCUUGGUCUUGUACUUGGGCCACAAACUGUGGUUCCGCACGCCGUGGGCGAGGAAGAUUGAGGACAUCGAUGUGCUGACGGGGAAGAAGGAGAUGGAUCAGCUGGCCGAGAUGGAAGUCAUCAGGGAGCCGAAGAAUUGGCUGCAGAGUGUUUGGUUUUGGAUUGCUUGA
Messenger RNA from Drepanopeziza brunnea f. sp. 'multigermtubi' MB_m1, 1641 nucleotides. RefSeq lists its product as uncharacterized. NCBI's taxonomy places the organism in Eukaryota, Fungi, Ascomycota, Leotiomycetes, Helotiales, Drepanopezizaceae. The record is from RefSeq and is a predicted model, not a curated record. Gene Ontology annotation, cellular component: membrane. Gene Ontology annotation, molecular function: amino acid transmembrane transporter activity. Gene Ontology annotation, biological process: amino acid transmembrane transport.